This is a messenger RNA of Rhinocladiella mackenziei CBS 650.93, 1218 nucleotides long. RefSeq lists its product as uncharacterized. Gene Ontology annotation, molecular function: 2 iron, 2 sulfur cluster binding; iron ion binding. The transcript has 2 exons. The record is from RefSeq and is a predicted model, not a curated record. Lineage: Eukaryota; Fungi; Ascomycota; Eurotiomycetes; Chaetothyriales; Herpotrichiellaceae. Bases 1 to 1218 code for a protein of 405 amino acids.
AUGGCUCAAUCGUUCUUGAAAAACUACUUGGGCCUUGGACGGCCGUCGCCCACGGACGAAGAAAGUCCCAUCCGUGCUUUACCGGCUUCCUGGUACACCUCCCAGGAAAUGUACGAGCUUGAAAGACGAGCGAUUUUCUCCAGAAAAUGGCUUUUAACUACCCACAAGCUGAGACUGCUCAAUCCUGGAGACUGGCUACGAUGUGAUGUGGCGGGUUUCCAGUUCAUUCUUUGUCGAGACCGUGAUGAGAACAUCAAUGGAUUCCACAAUGUCUGCAGACACCGUGCCUUUCCAAUUGUGACCGAGGAGAAAGGGCACAAUAACAUUUUUGCUUGCAAAUAUCAUGGUUGGUCGUAUGGUCUCAACGGCAAGCUCGCGAAAGCACCGGGGUACCAUGAUCUAGAAGGAUUUGACAAAUCCAAGAACGGCCUCCUACCCAUCCAUAUCCACAUUGAUCGUAAUGGAUUUAUCUGGGUCAACUUAGACGGCGGCGAGAAGCCAGGAAUUGCCUGGAACGAUGACUUCGAAGGUGUGGACGAGCAGCCCAGAUUCGAAAAUUACAAUUUCGAUGAUUACCAAUUUGACCACACCUGGGAGAUGGAGGGGGAAUACAACUGGAAAAUUUUGGCCGAUAAUUACAACGAGUGUUAUCAUUGUCAGACUUCGCAUCCUGAUAUUCCUACAAUUGCAGACCUCAGUUCCUACUUCGUCGAGACAAAAGACGCGCAUAUUCAACAUUUCGGCAAUCCUACGCCAGAACAGAUUGCACGUGGCCUUAGGGUUGCCAGCACUUACUUUUUUCCUAAUGCCUCGUUGAACGUCUCAUUUGUGCCCAGAGGUCCCGUUAAGUCAACCAUGAAAUAUGAAGUCUAUAGGAACAAGAACUCAAGCGACGCAGACUUCGAUUUGAUUAACCAAAUUUACAAGAGAAUCAUGUCGGAGGACAAGGACCUCUGCGCUAACACGCAGAAGAAUCUCAACGCCGGGGUUUUUGUCAAUGGCGAGAUGCACCCAAGGAUGGAGAAGGGCCCUUUGUACUUUCAAAAAACGGUGCGUAACCUCGUGCAGGCCCACCACAAGCGAGAGACGGACGUCAAUCGCGAGAUUUGGCCUGCUCGACAAACUCUCCCCAGAACUGCUGCGGCCAGCGAAAAAGACAUCGCUUUUUGCUCUGCUGUGGAUUGUUGCAGAAUCGGCAAAGAGUCCAUUGUUGUGUAG